Messenger RNA from Trichoderma harzianum CBS 226.95, 687 nucleotides. RefSeq lists its product as hypothetical. The transcript is spliced from 2 exons. Lineage: Eukaryota; Fungi; Ascomycota; Sordariomycetes; Hypocreales; Hypocreaceae. Gene Ontology annotation, cellular component: endoplasmic reticulum; membrane. The coding region runs from base 1 to 687 and encodes 228 amino acids. Gene Ontology annotation, biological process: sterol biosynthetic process. Gene Ontology annotation, molecular function: cholestenol delta-isomerase activity; C-8 sterol isomerase activity; steroid Delta-isomerase activity. The record is from RefSeq and is a predicted model, not a curated record.
AUGGCAGACCUGCCGCUUCACCCCUUCUCUCCUUUUGUCGUUGAGCUGCCAACCUACGUUGCCAACACAUUUUCGGCGGCCGUCCUGGUAUCAAUCUUUGCUGCUGGAUGCUGUGUCAUCUUUCUUGUCACGUAUGGCCUCAUUCAGCGGAUGAGGCCCUCCAUGGGCAACGGUGAGAUGCUGGUUGCCAUGUGGUUUGCCCUCUGCGGUUGCAUCCAUCUCUUUUUCGAAGGCUACUUCUCCUACAAUGCCUUCGACAUGGCUAGCAGAACAGACAUCUUUGGCCAGCUCUGGAAAGAGUAUGCCCUCUCGGAUUCUCGUUACAUGACCCAAGAUGCCUUCACCGUCUGCAUGGAGACUGUCACUGCUGUUUUCUGGGGCCCCAUGUCCUUUUUCUGUGUCUACUUCAUCAUCGCCGACCAUCCGCUCCGCCACCCCUUCCAGAUCAUCAUCAGCCUGGGCCAGCUGUAUGGUGAUGUUCUCUACUAUGCCAUCUGUACUUUCCAGGAGGUCGUCAACGACAUUGUCUACUGCCGACCUGAGCGAUUCUACUUCUGGGCUUACUACUUCCUCUGCAACUUCUUCUGGAUUGUCAUUCCCUUGCUGCUCAUCCGACAGAGUGUUAAUGAGAUCGCAAGUGUGUUUGCCAAAGUCAAGGCGGCAUCUGUUGGCAAGAAGGCGCAGUAA